This is a messenger RNA of Schistocerca gregaria, 1626 nucleotides long. RefSeq lists its product as uncharacterized. The record is from RefSeq and is a predicted model, not a curated record. NCBI's taxonomy places the organism in Eukaryota, Metazoa, Arthropoda, Insecta, Orthoptera, Acrididae. The coding region runs from base 1 to 1626 and encodes 541 amino acids. The transcript is spliced from 4 exons.
AUGUUCAACGACCCCUGCCGGAAGCCGAGCUGUGGCGAUCUGCACACGCUCCAGUUAAAUACGGCGCCCGAUAAUGGAAGCAGCUGCGUGCCAUCAAUGAAGAAAUUCAAGGAAAUCCGCAAUGAAACACGAGCUUUGGAACUCUACCUUCGUGCAAAGCAGAAAGUGAACACAAUGCAGUUACAACAAACAGAAGGCGACAGUGGGGGUGGUGGUGGUGACAGUGGUGGUGGUGAUGGUGGUGGUGGUGGCUGUGGUGGUGGUGGCCGUGGUGGUGGUGGCGGUGGUGGUGGUGACAGUGGUGGCGGUGGUGGCGAUGGUGGUGGUGGCAGCAGUGGUGGUGGUGGUGAUGGUGGUGGUGGUGACGAUGGUGGUGGUGGCAGUGGUGGUGUUGACGAUGGUGGUGGUGACGAUGGUGGUGGUGGCGGUGGCGGUGGUGAUGGUGGUGGUGGUGGUGGUGGUGGUGGCGAUGGUGGUGGUGGCAGCAGUGGUGGUGGUGGUGAUGGUGGUGGUGGUGACUGUGGUGGUGGUGGUGGUGGUGAUGGUGGUGGUGGUGGCGAUGGUGGUGGUGGUGAUGGUGGUGGUGGUGGUGGUGGCGAUGGAGGUGGCAGCAGUGGUGAUGGUGGUGAUGGUGGUGGUGGUGGCAGUGGUGGUGGUGGUGAUGGUGGUGGUGGUGAUGGUGGUGGUGGUGGCGGUGAUUGUGGUGAUGGUGGUGGUGGUGGCGGUGGUGGUGGUGAUGGUGGUGGUGGUGAUGGUGGUGGUGGUGAUGGUGGUGGUGGUGGCGGUGGUGGCGGUGGUGGCAGCAGUGGUGGUGGUGGUGAUGGUGGUGGUGUUGACAGUGGUGGUGGUGGUGGUGACAGUGGUGGUGGUGGUGGCGAUGGUGGUGGUGGUAGCAGUGGUGGUGGUGAUGGUGGUGGUGGUGGUGACAGUGGUGGUGGUGGCAGUGGUGGUGGUGGUGAUGGUGGUGGUGGUGAUGGUGGUGGUGGUGAUGGUGGUGGUGGUGAUGGUGGUGGUGGUGAUGGUGGUGGUGGUGGCGAUGAUUGUGGUGAUGGUGGUGGUGGUGGCGGUGGUGGCGGUGGUGGUGGUGAUGGUGGUGGUGGUGAUGGUGGUGGUGGUGGCGGUGGUGGCGGUGGUGGCAGCAGUGGUGGUGGUGGUGAUGGUGGUGGUGUUGACAGUGGUGGUGGUGGUGGUGGUGGUGGUGGUGACGGUGGUGGUGGUGGCAGUGGUGGUGGUGAUGAUGGUGGUGGUGGCAGCAGUGGUGGUGGUGGUGAUGGUGGUGGUGGUGAUGGUGGUGGUGGUGGCGGUGAUUGUGGUGACGGUGGUGGUGGUGGCGGUUUUGGUGGUGAUGGUGGUGGUGGUGAUGGUGGUCGUGGUGAUGGUGGUGGUGGUGGUGGCGGUGGUGGCGGUGGUGGCGGUGGUGGCAUAGGACGCCGGUGCGGAUCUCCAGCGCCCUGUCUUGGCCAGAAUGAGCAGCCAUUUUGCGGAUAUGUUGCCCCUUGCGGACGCAGGUUGCGGCGCCGCUGUUUGUCUGGCCGGCGGCGUGCGGGUAGUCCGUGCACCUGGCACCCGCACAGGACUUCAGCAUUGCCUCUAGUUGAGCCUGCAUUCCUGGCAUGUGCACUGUGA